Molecule: messenger RNA, 2160 nt
Organism: Didymella exigua CBS 183.55
Lineage: Eukaryota; Fungi; Ascomycota; Dothideomycetes; Pleosporales; Didymellaceae
Product: PH domain-like protein
Exons: 2
Coding region: 388-1731 (447 amino acids)
Source: RefSeq, a predicted model, not a curated record
GCGCAUCCGCUGCGCAUCCGCUGCGCAUCCACUCGCAUAGGCCCGCAUCCAACGGCCUGGCCUCACGACGCUGCCUGGAGAGAGAGCGUGCCGCACGUAUAGCGCUGCCCGCUGCUUGCUGGCCAUGGAGCUGCCGGCGAGACCACGACGCUCGCGCCCAUCUGGAUGCAGUCCCCCCUGUCGCCCGCCAGUGACGAUCCGCAUCACUUUCAUCGUAGCAGCGGAAAUACACUACUGGCGUAUCCCCAGAACCUCAAACCACACCGUACUCACCUGCCACCUGCCAUCUGCCACUGUCACUGUCACUGCCACUGCCACUGCCACUGCCACUGCCACCGCCCCAUUCCCCGACUUCCGCCCGCCACUUGAUGUAGAGGAACCGCAGCCAUGGCGGAAGGCGCACACCAAACGCCUGCCAAACCGAUGCCCGUCACGCGCGCGCCGCCGCCCAUGAAGCUGCGCACGCCCGCGCAGCCACGCUUCUCCAGCAUCCAGACGCAGGCACUCAGCGCCGCCGUCAUGUCGCCCGUCAGCCAGAACGGCUGCUUCGAGUUCGACCGCAUCGUCAAGGCCGGCUCCGUGCUGAAGCGCACCCGCAAGACAAAGCAAUGGAAGCCCAUCUACCUCGUCCUGCGCCCCAACUGCCUGUCCAUCUACAAGGACAAGGCCGAGACCAAGCUGCGCCACCAGAUCAACCUCUCUGAGAUCACCGCCGUUGCCCGCCAGAAGGACUCGAAGAAGAAGAUGGACCACGUCUUCGGCAUCUUCUCGCCCGCCCGCAACUACCACCUUGGCGCCACCACCGACAGGGAUGCCCAGGACUGGGUGGACCUGAUCCGCGCAGAGGCCCGCAUUGACGACGACGAGGGCGAGAUGGUGCUCUUCAGCCCCACCGGCGAUGAGACCUUCACCGGCUUCGACCGCUCGCAGCAGGCACCCUCGAGCACGCUCUCCUCGUCCUCUGAAGCUGAGCCCUCGGCUCUGCCUCCCAGCUCCCUGCCACGCGACUCCGUGCCCAUACCCAUGCACAGCGCACGGCGACCCUCCCAGGCCCUGAACUACUCGGGCAACGAGCACGGCUCCGUCUCUGACUUUGACUUCUCCGACUCUGCAGCGCCAAAUGCCACGUCUACGACCUCGUUGCCCUACUCGAAAUCCAGCAUCCGCAAUCCUGUUCCCCGCAACCGCAACGUCAGCCAAACCUCGAACUCCAACGUCUCACCAUCCACCAACGAGUCCGAUCGCGACCGCGUUGUGUGCCACGGCUGGCUGUAUGUUCUGAAAUCAAAGGGCGGCGUGCGCCAAUGGAAGAAGAUCUGGGUCGUCCUACGCCCCAGGUGCCUCGCCUUUUACAAAAACGCCGAAGAGUACUCGGCACACCUGAUCAUCCCCUUUGAAAGCGUCAUCGACGCCGUCGACAUUGACAGCGUCAGCAAGAGCAAGCAGUACUGCAUGCAGGUCAUCUCGGAGGAGAAGAACUUCCGAUUCUGCGCAAAGAGCGAGAACGAGCUGGCCAAGUGGUUAGGCGCGUUCAAGAGCCUACUCGUGAGGCGGAGAGAGGACGAGGGGAAGAGAGCCGCGCAGAAGCAGGCGCAGACCCCCACACUCACGACGACCGCCGCGACGCCCACGUUGCCUUGCACUCCAAUCUUGCCCCAGCAGCAGAAGCGCGUCAGCAUAGUGGAGCCGAACGUUGCCGUCGCCCCCGUCCAACCCUUGGCCAUCAAAUGAUCACCGCCCCUCACAUAUCCCGUAACAGCGGCCGCGCCCCAGAUGCUGUCUGGUGGCCUGUACAUACACCUUUCUUUUGUCUUUUCAUACCGCAGCGUCAAAUCUGUUGUACGCUCCACGAGUCACGAUUCCCCGCCCGGCGCCCCUCUGUGGGUGCACCCUCGACGGGCCUGCCGCCUUGGCGCAACUGUUGGAUUUCACGUCACAUUUCAUUUACUCUGUUCUGGCUGCUUUGUAUACUAGCGUUGUAGUGUCUUUGUAAUUCUGCCGGGCUGGUUGAGUGUGCUUGGGGGGUGGUCUGUCCGGUGUUGUAGCGCGAGGGUAGGAGCAUGAAUAUAUAAGAUUUGAGAUCAAGAGUGAGCUGUCCCCCCUGCAGAGCCGAUUCAAUGGUAGAAACGGGACUCUGGCUUAGGAUGACUCCAGGUCCUA